AUGCCGCGUGCGGCGCCGAGCCCGGUGGAUCCCCCGCUGCCCUCCCACCAGCACCAGGCGCUCUUCGCCGCCGUCCGGUCCGGCGACGCGGCCACCGUCCGCGCGCUCCUUGUCGACGCCGAGGCGUCGGGCGCUUCCCUGCCCGCGCUCGCCGGGGAGGCCGCGACGUACGUGGCUGCGGGGGCCGAGCGGGAGGAGGUCGUGCGCCUCAUCCUCUCCCUCUACGAAUUCAAAGCCGCUGCCGUCAGCGCGCGACUGGACCUCGACACCUUCCACCUCGUCGCCAUGCGGGGCUGGGUGAUAGAUAGAGACUGA
This is a messenger RNA of Panicum hallii, 315 nucleotides long. Its product is annotated as ankyrin repeat-containing protein At2g01680-like. The record is from RefSeq and is a predicted model, not a curated record. Bases 1 to 315 code for a protein of 104 amino acids. The transcript is spliced from 2 exons. Lineage: Eukaryota; Viridiplantae; Streptophyta; Magnoliopsida; Poales; Poaceae.